CACGUCACGGGUUUAGUGCAGCCAUUCUCGAAUAGGUCUAGUGUCCGACGGCACGGGUCAGACUUUCCCUGUUUCGGAGAAGGAUACUUACUGUGAGCCUCGCGGAACUCUGGGCAUUAGUAUCGUGCUUGCAUGCCUUUGUAUACUGCCUACUGUACCUCCAUACGCUGUGGAAUUAGAACGAUCAGUUGGCCAAGUUUCAUUACAUUCAACCGUUCAUUAUGCCGUCAUCGACAACAAAACGGCGCACGCUCCAGACGCAACGGCCGCGGCAGAGGCGAUGGGCCCCUCAUGUGAGAACAGGUUGCAUAACUUGCAAAAUUCGGAAGACAAAGUGUGACGAGGGCAGACCAAGUUGCCAAAAGUGCCUGUCAACAGGGCGCCUUUGCGAUGGCUAUGAGGAUAUAAAGAAUUCACACGACGAGCUGGCUGCCUACGCUGUGUCACAGGCGCCAUCUACCUGGGACUUUCUUUCACAAGAUGUAGGAGAGAACGAGAACUUCUUCUUUUUCCGUUCGGUCACUACUUUCACUUUGGCUGGAUUCUUCGACAGCGGCUUUUGGUCUCGUCGGCUAUUGCAGGUCUCUCAUCAUUAUCCGGCUCUCCGGCAUGGCAUGGCCGCACUGGCAUGCAUCCACCGCGAGUAUGCGACCGAUAGCACUCCGUCCACUCAGCCACGUAUAGGCGAGAGCCGAAAUAUGGAGUUUGCUUUGAAGCAGACGAACAAAUCCAUUCAAUCCCUUCGGAAGCUGCUGUCGGAGCCUGUGCUAGGUAACGAGGAUAAAAUGGUCGUGCUAGCCACCUGCAUUCUUUACACCUGCAUAUGUACCCUGCAGGGCCGUCAGUACCAGGCCUUCAUACAUAUCAACAACGGGUUAAAGCUUUUUCAUCAGUGGGCGGUGGGCCAGAAACUUCGCAGUCAGCCAGAAGUGUGGCAGGGAGCUGAUAUGCUUUUACUGGCUUUCAUCCGGCUCGACUCACAGGUGCGUCCAUACUUAGUGGGCCAAACCGCCUCUCUUGGUUGGAACAAUAAUCAAAUAGCUCCACCACCCACGACCGACCCAUUCACCAAUUUACUCGAGGCGUACGUGUCAUUGGAAGCCUUGUUCAAUCGCAUCAUGCGGUUCUUCCUCGGACAAGACACGCAGGACCCGUGUGCACAUUCCAAGGCCGUGGAAAAGGAGAUGUAUAUACGACUCCUGCAUGAUUGGGACACCAGACUAGCCAACCUGUUAAGGACUACCCCCCAAUCAGACGAUGGUCGAGCUUUGGAUCUCCUUUCAGCUCGACGCAAGUUUACCAAGCUUCUGUUAUGCGCAGACCCAACUCAAAGCGAGCUGGCUCCGGACGCUUUCCUUAACGAUUGUAUAGACAUGGUUGAAGCCAUUACCCGGAUUCUUGAGGAUUCACAGUAUCAAGCGUUGCGACGAUACGAACAUGCCGAGCAGGCAACAUCCGUAAACUUCAGUUUAGAGAAUGGAAUCGUCGAGCCUUUAUUCUGGGUCGGGGCCAAAUGUCGUGAGCCUAUUAUCCGCCGUCGGGCGUUGGAUCUGUUGCAGCGGUAUCCUCGCCGGGAGGGAAUCUGUGAGGGAAUGUUAGCGGUGAAGAUAGUCGCCAAGGUCAUAGAGAUUGAGGAGUCUGGAUGCCCACAAGCGCUAGGUGAUAUGCGUGUCACAAGUCCUUGUACCCGUGGACAAUGGAUUUGCGAAAUCCAUCGCGUGUCUUCAUGGGAGUUCACCCUGGUCACUGAGCGGUUGGUGCGUGUCGUUUUGAGGACUGUCGAGGACUGGGCCGUAUCACGUCCAGGGACUGAAUUUACCACGUCUUGGUGGUAGGACGUUACGUCGUAUGAAGUCCAGCUAGGAGGAGUAUUGCAGUUCGUGGCUAUUUGGCGAUCUGUUCUCCAUCUGGGGUCCAGAAAAGAUCGCUAUUGGAAGAUUUAGAUAAUUAGUAUUCUGAGAUCAGUCAUGUACGGUAUAAAAAAUGUAUUAUUGAUUGUCAAAA
Molecule: messenger RNA, 2004 nt
Organism: Aspergillus caelatus
Lineage: Eukaryota; Fungi; Ascomycota; Eurotiomycetes; Eurotiales; Aspergillaceae
Product: Zn(II)2Cys6 transcription factor
Exons: 4
Coding region: 222-1835 (537 amino acids)
Biological process (GO): regulation of DNA-templated transcription
Molecular function (GO): DNA-binding transcription factor activity, RNA polymerase II-specific; zinc ion binding
Source: RefSeq, a predicted model, not a curated record